Messenger RNA from Melospiza georgiana, 1959 nucleotides. It is a transcript of the gene LPP, whose product is annotated as LIM domain containing preferred translocation partner in lipoma. The transcript has 10 exons. Gene Ontology annotation, cellular component: focal adhesion; stress fiber. Gene Ontology annotation, biological process: cell-cell adhesion. Lineage: Eukaryota; Metazoa; Chordata; Aves; Passeriformes; Passerellidae. The coding region runs from base 1 to 1830 and encodes 609 amino acids. Gene Ontology annotation, molecular function: protein binding. The record is from RefSeq and is a predicted model, not a curated record.
AUGUCCCACCCAUCCUGGCUGCCCCCCAAGAGUACCAACGAGCCUGUUGGCCACGUUGCUGCAAGGAUGGAGACCACACACACCUUUGGCACUCCCAGCAUCUCCGUGUCCACCCAGCAGACCCCAAAGAAGUUUGCACCUGUGGUCGCCCCCAAACCAAAGUACAACCCAUACAAGCAACCAGGAGGUGAUGGGGACUUCCUUCCUCCCCCUCCCCCUCCUGUGGAUGACCUUGGGAACAUCACAUCAUCACAAGGUGCCUUCCCCCCCCCACCCCCUCUGGAUGACGUUUCUUACAAUGUACAGCAAGUGAAUCCUGGUGGCAAGACCCUUGAGGAGAGGCGGUGCAGUUUGGAUGCAGAAAUUGACUCUCUGACCAGCAUCCUGGCCGACCUGGAGAGCAGCUCUCCGUACAAACCACGGACUCAACAGGGCUCUGGGACCUCAAGCAGCUCCGCUGCCACCACCCCGUCCGUGUCCACUCCUGUCACUGGCCACAAGCGGAUGAUCAUCCCCAACCAGCCUCCCCUCACCGCCACCAAGAAGUCCACUGCCAAGGGCCCGGGGCAGCCAGCGGCCAUCCCGGUCACUCCCGUUGGCACCCUGAAGCCGCAGCCGGUGCCAGCCUCCUACGCCACGGCCUCCACGCCGAGCCGCCCGGCCUUCAACGUGCAGGUGAGGACGGCGCAGCCCAGCCCGCACUACCAGCCGCCCUGCCCGCAGCCCGGCCACUACGGCAGCCUGGGGCCCGGCCAGGCCUACGCCACCGCGCCGUCCCGCCAGCCCGCUGCCCCUCAGUACGGAGCGCCGCAGCCCCAGGGCCCCGGCUACGGCUACGGCCCUCCGCCCGGCCGGCCCGCCGAGCCCGCCUACGGGUAUGCGCCCCCGCAGGGCCGCUACCAGGAGCCCUACUACGGGGGCUACGGCGGCAGGAACGGCUCCGAGGCGCCCUACGUGCCGCAGAGCUCCUGGAAGGCCGAGCCGGCGUAUCCUGCGAGUAAUGCCAUGGGCCAGGCUCCCCCUGCGCUCUACCAGCCACCGGGCACGAAGAAGACCUACAUCACUGACCCAGUGCUGGCCCCGCAGCCGCCCGCCCUGCAGCAGAAGAGUGGGUAUCCAAGCUCUGGACCUACAUCAAGCACUCCUGCCUUCAGGCCUGAGGAUGAGCUGGAACAUCUCACCAAGAAAAUGCUGUAUGACAUGGAGAAUCCUCCAUCUGAUGAGUACUUUGGACGCUGUGCCCGCUGCGGGGAGAAUGUUGUUGGAGAGGGCACCGGUUGCACAGCCAUGGACCAAGUCUUCCACGUGGAUUGUUUCACCUGCAUAAAGUGCAGCAGCAAGCUGAGGGGACAGCCUUUCUAUGCCGUGGAGAAGAAAGCCUACUGUGAACCCUGCUACAUUAGUACACUGGAGCAGUGCAGUGUCUGUGCAAAGCCCAUCAUGGAAAGGAUCCUCCGAGCCACUGGGAAGGCCUACCACCCCCACUGCUUCACCUGUGUGAUGUGCCACCGCAGCCUGGAUGGCAUCCCCUUCACUGUGGAUGCUGGUGGCAACAUCCACUGCAUUGAGGAUUUCCAUAAGAAAUUUGCCCCGAGAUGUUCUGUGUGUAAGGAGCCCAUCAUGCCAGCCCCGGGACAGGAGGAGACCGUGCGCAUUGUUGCCCUGGAUCGUGACUUCCAUGUGCAGUGCUACCGGUGCGAGGACUGUGGUGGCCUCCUGUCUGAAGGGGACAAUCAGGGCUGUUACCCUCUGGAUGGGCACAUCCUCUGCAAGACCUGCAACUCUGCUCGGAUCCAGGCUCUGACUGCCAAGGCCAGCACUGAUCUCUGAGUAUCAACUGUGACCCUCCCCAGGAUGCCCAUUGGGAGAUAUUGCACAAGCUUUGCAUGAUUUCUUUCCAGCCUAGGGUCUGAAUCUCUGUUAUUGCAAAAAAGAAAAAAAAAAAAAAAAAAAAGAAAA